UUAUUUUGGAGUCUGUUCAGAGCCAGUGAUAAAAGACAAUGUGGUUGUGGUUUACGAGGUAUUGGAAGAGAUGCUUGACAACGGGUUUCCAUUGGCUACCGAGUCGAACAUCCUCAAAGAACUGAUAAAGCCGCCCACUAUCCUUCGAACCGUUGUCAACACCAUCACAGGAAGCACCAAUGUGGGUGACCAGCUUCCCACCGGGCAGCUGUCCGUGGUGCCUUGGCGACGGACUGGGGUGAAAUACACCAACAAUGAGGCCUAUUUUGAUGUGAUUGAAGAGAUUGAUGCCAUCAUUGAUAAAUCUGGGUCCACGAUCACUGCCGAGAUCCAGGGGGUCAUCGACGCCUGCGUCAAGCUGACCGGAAUGCCCGACCUUACGCUUUCCUUCAUGAACCCCAGGCUGCUGGAUGAUGUCAGCUUCCACCCCUGCGUCCGCUUCAAGCGCUGGGAGUCCGAGCGCAUCCUCUCCUUCAUCCCUCCCGACGGCAACUUCCGCCUGCUGUCGUACCACGUCAGCGCACAGAACCUGGUGGCGAUUCCGGUUUAUGUCAAACAUAACAUCAGCUUCCGUGACAGUAGUUCUCUUGGCCGCUUUGAAAUAACGGUGGGCCCUAAGCAGACCAUGGGGAAGACCAUCGAGGGGGUUACUGUCAGCAGCCAAAUGCCCAGAGGCGUCCUGAACAUGAGCCUCACGCCGUCUCAGGGGACGCACACGUUCGACCCAGUUACCAAGAUGCUGUCUUGGGAUGUAGGAAAAAUAAAUCCCCAAAAGCUCCCCAGUUUGAAGGGGACCAUGAGUCUUCAGGCUGGAGCUUCCAAACCCGAUGAGAACCCCACGAUUAACCUGCAGUUUAAGAUCCAGCAGCUGGCCAUUUCUGGACUCAAAGUGAAUCGUCUGGAUAUGUAUGGAGAGAAGUACAAACCCUUUAAGGGCAUAAAAUACAUGACCAAAGCUGGCAAGUUCCAAGUUCGAACCUGAAGGGAGAGCUCUGCAAAGGGAACAGUCACGAACACUUUUUCAUUGCUUACUUGUCUAAAAGUAAAAACUGUCAGCCCUCUCCUAGGUCACUGCCCACUCUGGACCACCUGCUCCUGUUUUCCCGUAGCUUCAGUGCCCCGGAGCUAACGAAGGGAGGCCGGGCCGCCAGGGAGGCCUGCACAGAACCCACACGCCAGCAGCACCAAGUCAGUUCUUAAAGCAGAGGCGUGCGAUGCGGGGGGAGGUACUUGAUGCCGUAUGUAACUACUUGUGACAUGGUUGCCGCAGGAAAAGACCAGCAUUUGUUACUCGCUUGGCUUUAAUUAUCUUAAGCCAAGGAAAGAUGUCUUUGGUUUUAUUUUUUUUAAUUAAUUAAUUUUAUUUUUAGUUAUUUUUGGCUGCCUUGGGUCUUUGUUGCUGCGCACGGGCUUUCUCUAGUUGCGGCGAGCGGGGGCUCUUCUUCAUUACAGCGCGCGGGCUUCUCACUGCAGUGGCUUCUCUUGUUGCGGUGCACGAGCUCUAGGCACACGCGGGCUUCAGUAGUUGUGGCACGCGGGCUUUGUAGUUGUGGCUCGCGGGCUCUAGAGCGCAGGCUCAGUCGUUGUGGCGCACGGGCUCAGUUGCUGUGCGGCAUGUGCGAUCUUCCAGGACCAGCACUUGAACCCGUGUCCCCUGCAUUGGCAGGCGGAUUCUUAACCACCGCGCCACCAGGGAAGUCCUGUUUUUGUAUUUCAAGCUGGGAAGAAAGAUUAGAAAGAGAGAGCAAGCUUGGAAGAGAAGGACUGUUAGCCAAGGAAGGGCCGGGGAAGGCUCUGUUCUCGGGGCACCGCACACUGAAGUGAGGAAGGCGGGAGGAGCUGUCCAGCUCCACCUGCAGGGCGGCUGGGAGGAACAGAGUUGAGUGAGUUUCUUUUUGACCCCUCCGCUUUCAUACAAACGUAAAAAUUUGUACUUCUGGAAAUGCACUGGAAACUUCUUAAAUUCGAGUGCACUGUUGACACGGAAACCCCGGUAGAAUCAGAUUUUCCCUUAAAGACUGCGAUGCUCUCCGACCGGUUUUCCAGUACUGACCGCUGCAUGCCUCCAGCACGUGGCCUGGCACCUUCAGCGAGGAUGAGCUGCCCUCUUCCAGGGGGUGUUGCCUGAAAUGCCUCUUUCCCUAACCCCCCAACAGCUCCACUCACUUCACUCUGCAGAAUUCCUGUUCCCCGAGGAGCGCUUCAGAGAAGCCAAUCCCAUCACCCCUAGGGCAGCAGGUUGUGUGUCGUAGUAUCGGAGUGUAGAUGGCUCCCUCGUGCCACCUCUGUGACCCAGUGGUUCCUUGUUCAUGUCCGUCAGCGCUGCCCUGGUGCUGCAGUCCGACCUUCCCGUCUGCAGCUUUCCCAGCGGUGACCCUGAGUGCAAAGGAUGCGGACCGCCGAGAGCACGGCCAGUCCUGGGAGCCGCCCAGUGAAGUUAUUUCCUCGGAGUCGCCACUAUAUAAUAUAUUUAUUAACAAUGUAUAUCGACCAGUCGGCUUUUGUUUUAAGACAAGAAAGUCUCCCGAAUCGUUGGAUAAAACUGAUGUUGUAGGAAGAUGGGCCGUGUUGAUCCUGUGUAGCCUGGUUUAAGAAACACGGGCAACUGAAGGCGGACCUCAUGUGUCCCCAGCAGGGAAUUUUUCCUCUAGUUUAAUAUGCCCAUUACCCAUUGAAAUAUUUAUAGGAAAGACAGGUUUUUAAAAAUUAUACCUUUAGGAGUGAUACUGCACCCUGCUUCGUGCAGGGAGAAAAAUGAAGACCUUGUACUCUCCAAACCCUACAAUUUUUCUCUAAAACCCUGUUUCCAAAUACUUCAGCAAUGUUUUUGUGCUAGUUUUCUCUUCCGACUUCCUGGACUUGUUUUUGCUGCAGAAUACUGUUGCUUUAUGGUUUUCCUCUGGGGUCAGUUGUGCUGUGGACAGGCAGCACGUGUCCCAUACUCCGUCACUCCGGAACUUGUCCUGGAUUCCCAGGUCCCAUGCACACCUGCCAUGGAAGGGAGACGCCUCUGCCUGUGGAUUCCAGAACACCGGAGCUGCUUCUCCGAGGGCUCUGGACGAUUUCAGGGUCUCCUCGGUCAUAGGAAACAACCAGUAUUGGUCCCUGAAUAUUCUUAGGUUUAUAAGUCCAGCUGUCCCUCCAGGGCAGCUUAUCCUAAUUUCGAGGGAAGAACUUAAGGAGAAGUAAAGCACCGGGGCUGUGGGACCCACAGGCCUUUGCAUGGGAGGCACCCCUGGGCUGCAGACCCCUGGCCACCCCCUCCAGCCGGUGGUGUGUUAGCAUAGGCGGGGCCGGGCGCCUCUGCCGAGCCUCUCCGUUCCAUACGUGUUUAACGUGCAGAAGCAUCUGCUGUGUUUAAUGUUAAUAAAGUUGAGUGUUAACAGUCCUUAAUGGCCUGAGGGUCUUGUUACUGGGACCAGCGGUGAUGCCGUGCACACACGCCCCAGUGGAAGCGGGAAAAAACAAACCAGUUCAUGGGGAUCUCACUGCUUCUGCACUUUCCAACCAGCAGACCUGAAGCCAUAUGUCAUCUCGAAGGU
This is a messenger RNA of Physeter macrocephalus (sperm whale), 3542 nucleotides long. RefSeq names its product adaptor related protein complex 3 subunit mu 2 (gene AP3M2). NCBI's taxonomy places the organism in Eukaryota, Metazoa, Chordata, Mammalia, Artiodactyla, Physeteridae. Gene Ontology annotation, biological process: endocytosis; intracellular protein transport. Bases 71 to 982 code for a protein of 303 amino acids. Gene Ontology annotation, cellular component: clathrin adaptor complex; cytoplasmic vesicle. The transcript has 7 exons. The record is from RefSeq and is a predicted model, not a curated record.